AUGCCUUCUAUUGAAAUUGGUCAACAUCUCGUCAACCGUCUUAAGGAACUCGGUAUCGAUGUCGUCUUCGGUGUUCCUGGUGAUUUCAACAUGCCUUUGUUGGAUAUCAUUGAAGAUACUCCCGGUAUGACUUGGGGUAACAACGCCAACGAAUUGAACGCUUCUUAUGCCGCUGAUGGUUAUGCUCGUAUUCGUGGUGCUGGUGCUCUCGUUACCACUUUCGGUGUUGGUGAACUCUCUGCUGUUAACGGUAUUGCUGGUGCUUACUCUGAAAUGCUCCCCGUUAUCCACAUUGUUGGUACUCCUUCCACUGCUUCUCAAGCUGCCAAGCGUAUGCUUCAUCACUCCCUCGGUGAUGGUAACUUUGAAUACUUCCACGAAAUGUCUCAAAAGAUCUCUGUUGCCACUACUCACUUGAAGCCCGAAAACGCUCUCUCUGAAAUUGACCGUGUCCUCACCAAGUCUUACCUCUCCAAGCGUACUGGUUACAUUGGUAUCCCCAUUGAUCUUAUCCACAUGAAGGUCGAAGUUCCUCAAAUCGCUCCUCUUGAACUUUCCCUCCCCAAGAACCCUGCCAACACUCAACAAAUUGCUCUCAAGAUCGUCUCUGAAGCUAUUGCCAAGGCUAAGCACCCCGUCAUCAUUGUUGAUGGUUGUGUCCUCCGUCAACACAUGGAAAAGGAAGUUGAUGAAUUCGUUCGUCGCUCCGGUUUCCCCGUCUACGUUGGUCCCAUGGGUAAGGGUGCCGUUGAUGAAACCCUCCCCAACUUCCGUGGUUGUUACACUGGUUCCAUCUCUCUUGACGGUAUCAAGAAGGAAAUUGCCCAAGCUGAUUUGUUCAUUGAAAUUGGUGCUAUCAAGUCUGAUUUCAACACUGGUAUGUUCACCUUGGAAAACGACCCCGCCAAGACCAUCACUCUCCACUCUUUCACCACCAUCGUCUUCUGUGCUGAAUACCAAAAGGUCUCCAUGGUUGAAUUCCUUCCUCUCUUGACCCAAACCCUCCCCAAGGAACCCAGAAAGUUCGACCUCGGUCCUCGUGUCAAGCCUCUCCCCAUCCAAGAAGGUAAGGAAAUCACCCAAAACUACCUCUGGAACAAGGUUGUUGAAUACAUGGAUGAAAACGCUAUCAUCUGUGGUGAAACUGGUACCUCCGAAUUCGCUACCAUCAACAUGGACGGUCCUAAGGGUUCCACCUACAUCACCCAAUUCCUCUGGGGUUCCAUUGGUUUCUCCGUUGGUGCUGCUCUCGGUGCUGCCAUUGCUGACCGUAGCCGUCGUCUCUACCUCUUCGUUGGUGAUGGUUCUUUCCAAUUGACCGCUCAAGAAAUCUCCGUCAUGAUGCACCACAACCUCAAGCCCGUUGUCUUCCUCUUGAACAACGACGGUUACUGUAUUGAAAAGCUCAUCCACGGUCCCCACCGUGCUUACAACAACUUCCAAAUGUGGAAGUACAACCAAACCUUGACCUUCAUGGGUGCUCACCUCCAACGUAACAAGGAACGUGGUUGUUCCGAAAUCGGUUUCGAAGGCCAAGUCGCCACUCGUGAUGAAUUCGAAAAGGUCAUGACUGAAGUCCAAGGUCAACCCGACAAGAUGCACUUCAUCGAAUUGAUCAUGCCCGAAUUCGAUGCUCCUCGUGAACUCGAACUCCUCGUCUCCAUGUCCGAAAACCGUUAA
Molecule: messenger RNA, 1680 nt
Organism: Mycotypha africana
Lineage: Eukaryota; Fungi; Mucoromycota; Mucoromycetes; Mucorales; Mycotyphaceae
Product: pyruvate decarboxylase PdcB
Exons: 2
Coding region: 1-1680 (559 amino acids)
Molecular function (GO): carboxy-lyase activity; thiamine pyrophosphate binding; magnesium ion binding
Source: RefSeq, a predicted model, not a curated record